Molecule: messenger RNA, 1293 nt
Organism: Vanrija pseudolonga
Lineage: Eukaryota; Fungi; Basidiomycota; Tremellomycetes; Trichosporonales; Trichosporonaceae
Gene: lipF
Product: Carboxylesterase LipF
Exons: 3
Coding region: 1-1293 (430 amino acids)
Molecular function (GO): lipase activity
Source: RefSeq, a predicted model, not a curated record
AUGAGCACCAAGCCAGUACCGAACGGGCACCCGACCAGCAGCGCAGCGUACAAGGCCGCGGCGGCGGGCCAAGUGGCGGCGCUGACCUCGCUCGAGGACCACGUCCGCGCGAUCCCGGACGCGGGCGCGCGCGAGGGCCUCCAGAACCGGUGGGUCGCGCUCGCGUGGCUCCUGGCGUCCUUCUUCCUCGCCACUGCCGCCGUGCCGCUCCUCGCCGCGCGCUACUUCUUCGCCAGGCCACAGGGGUUCAACAGCUUCCCGGGCUACGUGCUGUGCCGCCUGAUCGGCCUGACGCUGGUCACGCACCGCGCGAUGCCGCCGAUCGAGGACACGCGGAAGCGCGCACGCGCGCUCCAGCUCCUGCCCUUCCGCGGGCUGGACAAGCUCGUCAAGGUCGCCCAGGUUACCAUCCCGCCGUUGUCGGACGCCGCGCGCCUGCGCCGCCCGCUGCCCGCGCCAGAGGUGGAAGGUAUCCCCCUGCCGGGGUACAUGCUCUCGCCGCCCGGCACGCGGCAGGGCGUGGCGCGCGCCGCUCCGGGCGAGAAGCUCGUCAUCUACUUCCAUGGAGGAGGGUACGUCGACGGCCACCCCCUGUCCCACACGUUCCCGUACAAGAUUGCGAGGGACACGCGCACGCGUCUGUUCGGCCCAACGUACCGCAAGGUGCUGGGCAACGCCGCGCUCCCCGCGCCCCUGGUCGACGCGUACGCCGCAUGGGAGUAUGUCCUCUCCCUCGGGUUCGAACCGCGGAAUAUCGUGCUCAUGGGCGACUCGGCGGGCGGACACCUGUGCUUGUGGCUAGCACAGUACCUCACCGUUGCGGCGGCGCUCGAGGCGCACCGGGGGGGGGAAGCGGACGCCGACCCGGCCAGCCGGGUGCCGGGCGGGCUCGCGCUCUGCUCACCAUGGUGCGACCUCACGCUGUCGGCCGAGUCAUGGUCGCUCCUCGGGCGCGACUUCAUCGUGCGCCACUACGUCCGCCACCUGAGCCGCGCGUGCUUGCGGUACUACACCGAGGCGGCGUGGUACGCUACGCCCAUAUCGCCCGUGUUCGCGCCAGAGGGGUACUGGCGCCCGUUUGCGCACAUGCCUGUGUUUGUCAGCUACGGCCAGGACGAGGCGCUCGCCGACGAGGACAAGAGCGUCAUUGCCGCCAUGCGGCGGGACGGCGUCGACGUCCGCGUGUUUGAGGAGCCGGCCGGGCUGCACGUCGGGCCUAUCACGCCGUGGAGCCUGCCCUCGGCGUAUGAGGGGUUCGCCAAGGGCGUCAUUGGCGUGCUGGCGGAUCUGUAG